AAUGCUACCAUGGCGAGACCCUUAUCCACAGACUGGCCAGCCGUAUCUCGAACUGAAUCACCGAAUCCUCAGCGCAAAUAUUCUCGUCGUCGUUCACAACUAACUUUCGGCAAGUGGCGUGAGUUGACAAAGCGCGAGAGCAUCAUGCAAAAGUCUUUGGGUGAUAGGUAUAAGGAGAACCUAAAGCGAGUUGAGGGAGAUGUAUUUGCAUCCUUCUGCGUGCUUUACGUAAUGGCGCAUUUGAUCUUCGGAUUCUGGCUCUAUUUCGAUGUGAGUCUAUUGAGCUUGGUCUCCAAUCUCACCUUUGAAAAAUGA
This is a messenger RNA of Protopolystoma xenopodis, 315 nucleotides long. The record is from the annotation of a GenBank genome assembly. Lineage: Eukaryota; Metazoa; Platyhelminthes; Monogenea; Polystomatidea; Polystomatidae.